GGUUGUCAAUGUCAAUUCUUUCAAGACUUUGAUCGACUUGGAUAACCUAAGAAAUUGUACCAGCGCAAUACAGCUUUAAUGAAAUAAACCUAUUCAAUCAGAUUAAAAGUAUUUGAAAUAUACGAGUAAAAAAUAUAACAAUACAUUUUUAUUAGGACGAAGGUAACAUCAGUGAAAAAUGAGUAAUUCCAGGGGCAAUAUAUCUAGAAAGAGACCACAAAAGCAUCAGAAUAAAACUGUGUUUAAAAAUGAUUUACAUGAUACCAGUCAUAAGACAAAAUUUAUAAAUUCAUUAGAAAUAACUGGUGUGUGUAAAAGAUGUAAAGAUAUCAUUGAUUGGAAAAUAAAAUACAAGAAAUAUAAACCUCUAACAGCACCACGAAAAUGCGUAGGCUGUGAACAAAAGGCUAUUAAAUAUGCAUACCAUUUGUUAUGUACCAAAUGUGUAACAGAAAAAAAUGUCUGCGCCAAGUGUUGCAAACCAGUUGAAAUAGAAGAAAAAGAUGUGACAACACAAGGUGACACUGAUAUACAACAACUAUUGAAGGGACUUCCAGAAAGAAAGCGACGAAGUUUGUUGAGGUAUAUAAACAAACAAGGUGGAGAACAGAAAAUUACGGCGGAAAUGUUGUCAUAUAUUGAUGAUGUAUUAGCAGGAGUAGAUAAGUUGCACCUAGAAGAUGAUCUUGAUUCUGAUUUUGAAGAAGAAACUUGAAUAUAUUUGUUCAUUUGCUA
Molecule: messenger RNA, 735 nt
Organism: Amyelois transitella
Lineage: Eukaryota; Metazoa; Arthropoda; Insecta; Lepidoptera; Pyralidae
Exons: 4
Coding region: 179-715 (178 amino acids)
Source: RefSeq, a predicted model, not a curated record